AUGCACUCUGACCCAGACCUUUCGUACCAGUUACAGAAGUUUUGGGAAGUUGAAGAAUUGCCUGUCAAAACUCCGUUGAACCCAGAAGAUGUUAAAUGUGAGGAACACUUUGUCAAAACUCAUCGCCGUGAUUCCGAUGGAGCUUAUAUUGUACGAUUGCCCUUUCGUAAUGGUGAAGCUCCGGAGCUAGGUGAUAGCCGUGUCUCUGCACUAAAUCGUCUAACUAAAUUAGAAAAACGUUUAGAAAAACAGCCCACGUUUAAAGAUUUGUACCAUGCAAAUCUUCAAGAUUAUCUCAGUUCUGGUCACAUGGUACUUGCCGAGAAGAACUCGUCUUAUGUUUUGACCCAUCAUGGAGUUACGAAAGAUAGCUCCACAACUAAAGUUAGAGUUGUAUUUAACCCUGCUGAGAAAACCAAUGCCACCUUCCCUUCUUUAAAUGAGACUUUAUUAGCCGGUCCUAAGCUUCAAAACAGUAUUAACGAUAUUGUUUUGAAUUUCCGCUUGCACCGAGUUGCUAUGACAGGAGAUGUAAAACAAAUGUAUAGAGCCAUCAAAUUGGAUGCAAGAGAUAGUAAAUUUCAGCAGAUAUUGUGGCGUUUCGAUCCCUCUCAACCUGUACAACAGUAUGAAAUAACCCGUGUUUGUUUUGGCAAAGCUCGCCUUACCAUGCCCUCCGUGUGA
This is a messenger RNA of Chrysoperla carnea, 684 nucleotides long. RefSeq lists its product as uncharacterized. The transcript has a single exon. The record is from RefSeq and is a predicted model, not a curated record. NCBI's taxonomy places the organism in Eukaryota, Metazoa, Arthropoda, Insecta, Neuroptera, Chrysopidae. The coding region runs from base 1 to 684 and encodes 227 amino acids.